Molecule: messenger RNA, 2400 nt
Organism: Plodia interpunctella (Indianmeal moth)
Lineage: Eukaryota; Metazoa; Arthropoda; Insecta; Lepidoptera; Pyralidae
Product: intraflagellar transport protein 81 homolog
Exons: 11
Coding region: 140-2107 (655 amino acids)
Biological process (GO): intraciliary transport; cilium assembly
Cellular component (GO): intraciliary transport particle B; centrosome; cilium
Molecular function (GO): tubulin binding
Source: RefSeq, a predicted model, not a curated record
UGUACACAUUGCAAAAAAUUACAUAGGUAAUAUCAAUCACCGCUGUUUUUAGUUAUCGCGGGUAUUAAUCUCAUUUUAGAUGAUACACUUCCUGUACGUUUUUGUAUAUAUUUAACUAUAAAUCGAUAAAGGAAGGAAAAUGACGGAGCAAUUAAAGUUUUUAGUCAAAGAAGUGAACGCAAGUCUCGGCAGGAACUACGAUCUUAUAAAGUUCGACGCGUUGAACGAGAAGCAACUUCUCCAACUGCUGGUGGACUUGCUUGUUCAUUUCAAUGCAGGUGAUAAGCUGGAUGUGGAUGAAGACGAGCCCGAGACGGUAUCGAUGCGUCUGCUGGAAAUGCUGGGCAGCGUGAAGUACCGGCCGCCGGCGGCCACGGAGCCGGCCCGGUUCCGCAGCCAACUGCUGGCGGGGGACGCCCGCACCGUGCACCACGUCCUGCAUUGGCUGCUCACCAAUAAGGAACAAGUCAAGAACACCGCAUAUCUUGCUAAAUAUCUCAAAUUGCCGGACAUUCCAACUGACGUAGCUCAAAACAACAACAUUCAAGACAUGCUAGAUCUGUAUCAGAACCUAAUGGAUGAGUUCAAAGAUGUGCACAAGCGAACUCGGAUGUUACAGAAGGAAAGCGCUACGGAAAUUAUUAAUGAUAUCAAGGAAAUGGCAGUCGAGAGAGACAUCGUGAUAAAACGCUUAGAAAAUGUUCAGGUUAACUUGGUGGACGUAUCUAAUAAGGAAGAAUUGUUGAAUAUGAGUAGAUCGCUCAGAGUUCAACAAGAAAAAGCGAAAGAAUUGGAAAGUCAGUACGAUGCACAACAGUCGCAACUAAAAAUGGCGUCAGAGCAGUUAAAGAGAUAUUUGAACGUGAUGCACGGACAGAGCGCCACGCCGAAGACCGUCAACGAGGUCAUAAAACAUUUGCAAGAAGAAAUUCAGUUAAAUAGCUACUUAGUGAAGGAGAAGCUCCCGCAAGAGACAACUCAUCUGCAGAGAGAGUUGAACAUAAUGCAGAAUAUUGCGACCGAACAACAUCCGACAAGAUCUGACUUGGUGCUGGUUCAAGAUAAGAUAGCUGUGGUGAAUAGCGAAUUGGAGCAGUUAGUGCAACGUCGCCUAGCCUCAGCUGGUCCGCAGGAGGACAAACUGGCUCCGUUUCGACAGCAAGCAGCCGUCAUCAGGCGGAACAAGGACGCCAGUGCCGCGCGCGUUCACGAGUUGACGGCCACUCUGAAGGAACACGAGGCAACACUUGCUGAUCUGCAGUCUCAGGUUAAGCAGCUCCUGGGGGACACGGUGCUCCGCGGCGAAGAGCUGAAGAAGUACGUGAAUUCGUUACGCACCAAGAGCACGGUGUACAAGCGGCAACGCGCGAACCUUUCCACUUUCAAGAUUGAAGCAGGAAUAUUGGCAAGAACUUUACAUAUUAUAAGCACAAGUGACCCUACUGUUGAGUUGGCUCUCGUGAAUCACAAAAAACUCAAAAUAGAGGAUGACGAAUCAAUGGAAAAAGACAAAGUCACUGACUUAACUAAAAAAUCUUUACACGAUUUGUCACAGCUAGUGGCGCAAACGGCACAGAAGUUAUCACAGGUACGUCAAGAAAUCCAACCUUUGGCAGACAAAAUAAAGCCUAUAAAGGAGGAGUUCCAAACAAUCCAACAACAGUACGAACAAAAGAAGCGAGUUUACGAAGCAACUUCAAUAAACAUAACAUCCCAAAUGGAACCCCUUAAAACCCAAGUGAAAGAUUUGACUGACCAGCUGAAUAGCAAGGAGGAUGAAUGGAAAAAUUUGCGGCAGAAAAUAACAAAAGCCGAAAGUUUGCAGGAAGUCGUCAUGUUUGAAAUGAAAAAUUCUAUGUUGUCGCCAAGGAAGCCAUCAAAAAUGGAGGCGUUGAAAAAAAAAGUUGCUGAAACAGAACAAAUUGUGAAAAAUUUGGAGGAGGAACAACGCGCGAUCAGUUCUCGGCAGGGCGAUGUGGAGCAGCAGACGCGGCUGUGGGAGAACACGCUGAAGCUGCUGCAGUGCAAAUUGCGCGCUCGCACCGAGCCCGCCAGGACCGGCCGCAUGCACAUCACACAGCAUUCGCAGAUGCUCACACUCACAUGAAUUUACUAAUAUCUUGUUAUUAUCAUACUAUUAAUUGGAUUAUUGGGUUUAACACGUCGAACUCAGUACCUAUUUUUAAAGACUGCACUCUACUUCAUGUCCAAACUAAAAAAAAACAUUGAAUUCAAAUAAUUGAAAUCAAUGGCCUGUUGUUGGUAAAAUUAGUUAGUAGAUAGAUAAGUUGUGAGAAAGUCUACUUCAAACCUUUAUUCUUAUAAAAGUGAGCUUCAACGACAGUAUCGUUAUCUUUAUCUGCUGUUGACAUUUUUAAAUAAAGGUCUUACCCAUGCAAA